Messenger RNA from Calliphora vicina (urban bluebottle blowfly), 639 nucleotides. RefSeq lists its product as uncharacterized. The record is from RefSeq and is a predicted model, not a curated record. NCBI's taxonomy places the organism in Eukaryota, Metazoa, Arthropoda, Insecta, Diptera, Calliphoridae. The transcript has a single exon. The coding region runs from base 1 to 639 and encodes 212 amino acids.
AUGAGGACUGAAAAUGCGAAUUUUGAAAUUUGCGGUUUGGGGGGUACUGUAGUAGCGAAUGCUGAUAAAGUAAGCACCAUUACUUUAUACGACAAACAGCACGACUUUAAACUAAGUGCAAGUGUCAUAAUUGUUUCCAAUUUGACUAAUUUAAUGCCAAGCUGUACAAUAUCAAUUUCUGAUCUUUCCGAGAUCAAUGAUUUAAAACUAGCUGACCCAAACUUCUUGCUUUCUGCACAAAUUGACAUGCUCUUAGGAAGUGAUAUAAUACCUCAUAUUGCCCUUGAUGGUUUAAAGAAAAAUAUUUUAGGUAAUCUCAUUGCUCAGAAUUCAAUUUAUGGCUGGUAUAUUUACGGUCCAUUGAAAUUGCACACUAUUUCACUAACAGCCAUAGAUCAUAUUCCUAAGGAAAAUGAGGCGAUUUUAAAGAAAUUCUGGGAAUUAGAAGAAAUUCCACAAAUGAAACCACAUUCAGAAGCAGAUCACUUCUGUGAAAAAUUGUAUAACGAAACGACUUAUCGUCAACCAGAUGGUAGAUACAUGGUUAAACUUCCAUUUAAAAGCGAAUUUCCAAAGGCUGUGUUCCAACAGUCAUCACGAUAUAUUGCUAAGAAACAAUAUUUACAUAUUGAAUCAUAG